AGAGGCUAUGAGAACUGGACAUGGAGCUGAUUCCCCCCCCCUCCCCGAAUCCGAAAAAUAACGAGCAACUUCUGGUAUAAUAAAUAUCUGUUUCCAUCGCAUUAUUCGUGCUUUCCCGAAUACGGUAUUCGGAUUCGGAUACAACCCUAAUCUGCGCACAGCAGGAGAGGAACAGUGCUGUGGACUCUACGGCCUUGUAAAAGAUUUUACACCCAGAACAGCUGAAAUAAACCCACUCUAAAAGAGAGAAAGAGAGAAGGAGAAAUGGAUACAGGUGAAUCGUCAACACGUCAUGUUGGGGAGACAAGGCCUCUCUCAGAGCUGAGGACUGUGCUGCUGGGAGCAGAAGAGAGUGGGAAGAGUUCUGCAGCAAACACCAUCCUGGGCAAACUGGAGUUUACACCUGGAGUAAAAACUGUUCUAACGUGCAAGAAGGUGCAGGCUAAUGUAUCUGAGAGGCAGGUCACUGUGGUGGACACUCCUGGCUGGGUCGGUUAUUUUCCUGCUGAAUAUUCCCCAGAACUGCUGAAAGACCAGAUUGCCUUCAGUGUGUCUCUGUGCCCCCCUGGGCCCCAUGCUGUCCUGCUGGUCAUUAAUUUGGGCUCAUCAUUUCAAGAGGAACACAGGAGAGCAGUGCAGGAACACCUGGAGCUUCUCAGUGACACAGUGUGGAGACACACGAUACUGCUGUUAACCUGUGGGGACACUUUAAGGGAAAUGACCAUCGAGCAGCACAUAGAGAGAGAAGGGCAGGCCCUCCAGUGGGUCAUAGAGAAAUGUGGGAACAGGUACCAUGUUCUCAGCAGUAAGAACAGCAGUGAGGUCUCUCAGGUCUCAGAACUGCUGGAGAUGAUAGAGAAGAUGGUGGCGGAUAAUGGUGGCUACCAUUUUCACAUUGAGAAUAAAGUUCUACAGGACAUGAAGGAGAAGAGGAGGAUUACAGAAGAAAGAGCCAAUCAGAGAGUAAGGCACGUGCUGGAGCACAGAGAGAUACUUCGAGACCUUCUUAAAGGGGGAACAAGCCGCCCCUCCGAGCUGAGGGUGGUGUUACUGGGGUGGGUGGCUGGGGGCAAGAGCUCGACAGGAAAUACCAUCCUGGGCAGAGAGGAGUUUAGAGUUUGUAGAAGAACUGCACAGGGUGAGAAGAAGCAAGGUGAAGUCGCUGGGAGGCAGGUCACCGUGGUCGACACACCUGGCUGGUGGAAGUUUAUGCCAGCUAAGCUCACACCCGAUUGGAUAAAAGAGGAAGUGCUAAAGAGUUUGACAUUGUGUCACCCUGGACCCCAUGUGAUUCUUCUGGUCAUUCCUGCAGACACCUCAUUUAAAGAAGAACAAUUGAAGAUAGUUCUAGACAACAUGAAGCACCUUGGAGAGAGAGUGUGGGGACACACUCUAGUGCUGUUCACCUGGGGAGAAUACCUAGGAAACAUCUCCAUCGAGCAGCACAUAGAGAGAGAAGGACACGCCCUCCAGUGGCUCAUUGAGAAAUGUGGGAACAGGUACCAUGUUCUCUGCAAUAUGAAAAAGGAGGAUCACACCCAAGUCACAGAGCUGCUGGAGAAGAUUGAGGAGAUGGUAGCAGGUAAAAGUGUCUUUUAUCCCCUGACUGAGACACAAGGUGAGGUGGUAGAGAAGAUAGAGGAGAUGGACAGAGAGACCAAGGGGGCUGAUCACAGCACAGAGAAGCAGAAAGUAACAGAACUGAUGCAAAUUAUUGAUGAACUCUGGAUGAAGAGAGAAGAGCAGCUGUUGGAGAAAAUGGGUUUGGAUAGGAGAAGAGACAAUGUGAGAGAGACUCAACAGCACGAUAGAAGGAGCAAUGUGGUUGAAAAGAAACGGCGCAGAGAAGCGUAUUCUGUGAUGCAGGAGCAAAUUACCCCAUCAAAGAGAAGACGCUGCAUGGUGACUGAAGAGAGAGAGGCCGGGUGGAGCUCUGCAGGGGUGGAACUGAACGCUCAGGAGGACACAGAGGGGGAGGCACAAACAGCACCCUGGACAACAGAUCAGAGUCUUGCUUUUCUUCAUAAUGAAAUUAAACUGAUCUUUGAAAAGGAAUGGGGCAGGAAACAAGGCAUGAUCAACGACAAGGUCAGGACAGAGGUUAAGACCUACAUCACCCCUCCUGCUAAAGGAAACAGUAUGGAGCAUCCCCUCACUAACUUAAGGGGAGCCACAUCCUCUGAGCCAGAUACCACCGAUGUUGCUACGUCUUGUGUCAAGGUGCAUGACUGGAUGAAGGAAAACCAUUCUGGGAAUUCUGCGGCCGUAUUUGGACACAAAUGUUCUGAAAUGGAUUCUAACAGACCUGCUAUUCUAUACUGAGCACCCAGAGGCCUGGCAUUCUGCUCUUCAUGAAGACUACAGGCAAAUGAAAAUGAGUGGCAACAAAUCAAUUCGUCAGCUAUAUAUGGACACUGUACCUAAAUUUAACAUAAAUUUCUAUAAUACGGGCACUGUAAUGGUUCA
This is a messenger RNA of Anguilla rostrata (American eel), 2466 nucleotides long. RefSeq names its product GTPase IMAP family member 8-like. The transcript has 5 exons. Bases 265 to 2322 code for a protein of 685 amino acids. The record is from RefSeq and is a predicted model, not a curated record. Lineage: Eukaryota; Metazoa; Chordata; Actinopteri; Anguilliformes; Anguillidae. Gene Ontology annotation, molecular function: GTP binding.